AUCGACAUGUUGACCGAAAUUUCGUCCGGAUUUUUAACACAGCAUUGGACUUCUAUACUGUUCUCUCUUCUCUGCCAAUGGAUAUUCAUUUCAAAAAAACACGAGUUUUUUAUCACUUUAUUACACAGUGUUUCAACUAUAAACAACAGAAAUGAAUAAUUAUAAAAUGAUGAAUUAUUGUCGAUUAUUUAAUGCAUAUCGUUUAAUGAAAAAUUUGCGAAAUUAUUCUACUGUAACAGACGAAAAUUUCGAAAAAUGGAAUGCAGUAAUAGGUUUAGAAGUUCACGCCCAAAUUUCUUCAGAAUCAAAAUUAUUUUCCGGCGCAAGUACAAGUUUUGUACAACCCGUUAAUACUUGCGUUUCAUUUUUUGAUUGUGCUACUCCAGGUACAUUACCGGUACUUAAUAAAAAAUGUGUUGAAGCCGGUGUUUUAACAGCAUUAGCACUAUCUUGUCAAAUUAAUGAAGUAUCAUUUUUUGAUCGAAAGCAUUACUUUUACGCUGAUUUACCAGCUGGUUAUCAAAUAACUCAACAAAGACAGCCACUUGCAAUAGGUGGGAAAUUAAAAUUUAAUGUCUUUACACCUGGCAUCCAUAGACAACCGUAUAUUAAAUCAUCUAAAAUAAAACAAAUUCAGUUAGAACACGACAGUGGCAAAAGCCUUCAUGAUGAGUUUGAAAACAGGAGUUUAAUUGAUUUAAAUAGAGCUGGAAUACCACUUAUGGAAUUGGUGUUUGAGCCAGAUCUUGCUGAUGGCGAAGAAGCUGCAGCAUUAGUCAAGGAACUUAUUAAUAUUUUACAACGUCUAAAAACUUGUUCUUGUAAAAUGGAAGAGGGUGCACUCCGUGUUGAUGCUAAUAUUUCUGUUCAUAAACCAAACGAAUGUCUAGGAGUAAGAACAGAAGUAAAAAAUAUUUCAAGUGUUCGAGGAAUUGCAAAUGCAAUUAAAUAUGAAAUUAAUAGACAAAAGAGGAUUUUAAGUAAUGGAGGAAAAAUUGUUAAUGAAACUCUUACUUGGGAUGCUUUAAAAAACAAAACAGUUUCAAUGCGUACUAAAGAAGAAAAACAUGAUUAUCGUUUUAUGCCAGAACCUAAUCUACCUCCUUUGAGAGUUCAUAUAAGAAAGGAUUGUGAAAAUAAAUAUAAUCUUAUUGAUGUUAAUGAAAUUGCUUUACGAAUCCCUAAGUUACCUGAAGAAAUACGUGAGCAUUUGCGAAAUAAUUUAGGAUUAUCUCCUCAUGCGACAAUUGUACUUGUGAAUAACUAUGAACUGACAGAAGUUUUUGAAAAGAUAAUAAGUGAAAACAACAAAAGACAACCUCAAAUGGUGGCUAAUAUUCUUUUGAAUCAAGUGCUGGAAUUUGUUAACAAACAUAAAUUAAAUUUUGAACAUCAAGCAUUGCAACCACAAAAAUUAGGUCAAGUUAUGGAUCUUUUUCAUAAUAAUGUCAUUAAUUUGAAUGUUAUGGAAGAAUUAUUUGAAAAAAUGAUCGCAGAACCUUUAAAAACCCCAAUUCAAGUUGUUGAAGAAAAUAAAAUGGAACAAAUUAAUGAUGAGCUAGUUUUAGAAAGGAUAAUAAGAGAUGUACUUGUUGAAAAUACAAAAAAGGUGAAUCAAUAUAAAAAUGGAAAGAAAAAAGUGCUUCGAUCUAUUAUAGGACAAAUUGCCAAAAAAACAAAUGAUCGUGCCAAUAUGAGUAAAGUUCACGACAUUCUAAUAAAAAUACUAGGUUGAAUAAUUUGAAAUUUUUGAAAAAUAAAUGAAAUUGAAUUGUAACUAUAAGUAUUAAAAGAAUAUUUUAAAUUAAA
Chelonus insularis is the source of this 1809-nucleotide messenger RNA. RefSeq names its product glutamyl-tRNA(Gln) amidotransferase subunit B, mitochondrial (gene GatB). Gene Ontology annotation, cellular component: glutamyl-tRNA(Gln) amidotransferase complex; mitochondrion. Lineage: Eukaryota; Metazoa; Arthropoda; Insecta; Hymenoptera; Braconidae. The transcript is spliced from 10 exons. Gene Ontology annotation, biological process: glutaminyl-tRNAGln biosynthesis via transamidation; mitochondrial translation. The coding region runs from base 152 to 1735 and encodes 527 amino acids. Gene Ontology annotation, molecular function: glutaminyl-tRNA synthase (glutamine-hydrolyzing) activity. The record is from RefSeq and is a predicted model, not a curated record.